AUCGCCAAACAAUUAUCAAUGCGUUAAAUACUAUGAACCCGCGUUAUACCAGUGAUUACCUGGAUAUAGUCUAUUGCCCUAAUAAUAGCUACACGAAUAAGCUUAUGGAGAAAGCGGGUGACUAUUUCGCCACAAAAUAUCGGCACAGAUUAAGUAUGCGUACAAUUGGUGUGGAUAGCGAGCAAACACUGUUAUCCCAUAUAAAACAUUUGGUGCUAGAUGAGAAACGUAAGUUGCGAGAUAUGGUGGCCGUUGAUUUUGGUAGUGAUUGGGAACAGGUACAGUUAGGUCACGGCGAUACUACUGAUAGCCGACCACCCGGGCAACUUCACUACUCAUUGAGUAUCACCGACGCUGUCUACUGGAAUGGCGACGACUAUAAUAAUUAUUUAAUACAAUCGCAAAACCGAUUGAAAUCAUUCAUACGAUUCCCAAAC
Molecule: messenger RNA, 437 nt
Organism: Oppiella nova
Lineage: Eukaryota; Metazoa; Arthropoda; Arachnida; Sarcoptiformes; Oppiidae
Source: the annotation of a GenBank genome assembly